AUGGACGACGGGAGGCCCGAAGAGCCACCACCGACGUGCAGCCCUCGCCGACGAGCGCCUGUUUUUCGAGGCCCCAGGGCCAACGAUGUUGUUGUUUCGUCUCCUGUUGUGAUUUUCGAGGACCCUGGCACCAGUGAGGUCAAACACGUUGAAGAAGUGGUGUCCGAUGUCCCUCCCGCGCCUGCUCCUGCUCCUGCUCCUGCUGAUGCUGAUGCUGUUGCUGCUGCUGCUGCUGCCGCCGCCGCCACUACUCCUCGUCCUCCGCCACCACCACCACCAAAAGCUCCGAAGAAGGAGCCAAAUGCAGUCAAGACGGCCGCCAGAACACCACUGCCACCAAAACGGAAUGUGCAGGUGGGAGCUCCGGCUCCAAAGAAGAGGAAGAUGGAAGUCAAGGAGACAAAGGUAGAGGAGCCGCCCUCUUUAAAAACCGCACCAGGUGACAAUGUAUUGUCGUCGGAGGGACGCUCCUGGAAGGAGUAUAGGGAGGCCAUGAAAGCAAAAUACCCUAUACACAAGAAAUGUUAG
Messenger RNA from Exophiala spinifera, 528 nucleotides. RefSeq lists its product as uncharacterized. The record is from RefSeq and is a predicted model, not a curated record. The transcript has 3 exons. The coding region runs from base 1 to 528 and encodes 175 amino acids. NCBI's taxonomy places the organism in Eukaryota, Fungi, Ascomycota, Eurotiomycetes, Chaetothyriales, Herpotrichiellaceae.